AAGGAUGUUGAAACCUAAGGCAAUACCCGAAAGAGAACACAGAGAAGAACACAAAAACCUACUAAACGGAAGGUGGGAUGGAUUAUUUAUUGGAGGUUGGGAGUAUAUUAAUGCUCAGACACAGAGAGGACAGAUUCAAGUGCUUAGUCGCGCAGCUGUCAUUCGAUAUUACAAACCCACCCCUCACUAUCUUCCUUUCUAGACAGCAAAUAAGAGUUUGCUUCUGUCGGAUCUCUCUCUCUCUCUCUCUCUCUCUCUAAAGGCCACCAUUCUCUUUUUUUGCCCUUUCCUGUUUAAUUUAAGCAACCCAGACCCAUUUGUUGUCAAUAAACUCAUCACCUACAACAGCAUCAUAGACUAGCUCCAUCUAUCAUUUGCUUUGUCUCAAAAUCUCUGAUGAUGAUUCUUUUGUUUUGAGAAAAGUUGAUGAUUGAAAUAGAGGCACGCAUAUAGAGCAGAAGCGCAGACAAUAUAAUGAGAUGGAAGAGAAGAGAGGAAACAAGAACAGAAGAUACUGAUAUAUGUGAGUGAUAUAUCAAGUGUUCAUGCAUGAAUAAGGAUACCCAUUUGACUUUUUGAUGAUUUGCAUGCCAUGGCUUAUCCACAUUAUCGAUCUCAAUUUGGAGAUACAACGUUCACUAAAGUGUUCGUUGGGGGCUUAGCUUGGGAGACCCCUACUGAAGAAAUGCGUAGAUACUUUGAGCAGUUUGGAGAAAUUCUUGAAGCUGUUAUCAUCACUGAUAAGGACACAGGAAAAUCCAAAGGAUAUGGCUUUGUUACUUUUCGCGAACCUGAAUCGGCCGCAAGAGCUUGUGCUGAUCCAAAACCUGUAAUUGAUGGGAGAAAAGCUAAUUGCAAUAUUGCUUCUCUUGGACGGCCUAGACCUUCAACUCCCAGAGGAAGACCACAAGGUGGCAGUACUCCUUACCAGGGAAGCCCAUCAUAUAGUGGAGUGGCAACGCCAUUGCCUCCUCCUCCACCACCACCGCGCCCGCCGCCGCCUCCUGUUUUCUUUCCACAUUUCGGGUAUCCACCUUACACUCCUGGUUAUGGGUACCACCAGGCUAUCUAUAACACACAAGUUCAACACCCACAAUACUAUCAUCAAGUGUAUGGAACAUCAUCAUCCGCAAUGGGCUCACCAUACUACUAUCAUGGUUACUCUUUGCAACCUCCAAGGGAAGCACGUUCUGCACCUCAACCUCUACGUUUACCAGGACCACCCUCCUAUUUUUACUACCCUAGCAGUACUUUCGACCCAUCCUUCUCUACGUAUCCUCCUCCGCCUACUAUUCAACCCACAAGGCAUCCCUUCCCUUCUUCUACUGAUUCGCAGCAGACUCCACAGCAUCCCACAACAGAAACAGAAGCUGGUGUGGUUACUUCGGAAAUUUCAAAUCCUUAGCUUAAAGAAAGAAUUCAUCAUCAACAUAUACAUGAUUCGAUGAAAAUUUUAUUUGUAUAAUCUCCAUAACUCGGUGGUCUUCAUCUCUGAUGUCCUAUGUUCUCAGCAUUUCCUUUAUCUUUUUACCACUCCACAGAGAGAUUAUAUUCAACUUCUCUCCAGCUGCUGCAGCAAAGGAUUCGGACUAAUGAACCAGCUUAUGCAGAUCUUUAAUUAUUUCUUUUUCCCAUGUUAAUUUGAGUUAAUCAUUCUUAUAAAGUAUACAAAUUUUAACAUCUUGAACAAAAUCUGUAUGAACAGAAAGUAGGGAAGUACAGUACUCCCUCAAUAAGAAAUUUUGUUAAAACA
Molecule: messenger RNA, 1753 nt
Organism: Hevea brasiliensis (rubber tree)
Lineage: Eukaryota; Viridiplantae; Streptophyta; Magnoliopsida; Malpighiales; Euphorbiaceae
Exons: 6
Coding region: 593-1405 (270 amino acids)
Molecular function (GO): RNA binding
Source: RefSeq, a predicted model, not a curated record